AUGGAAUCGGUUCAUAAAGAGUUUAAACUAAGUCAAGAAACAUUCAAAGCCAUCGUCCAAGGAUUUAUAUCCGAGUACAAUCAUGGACUAAACACAGCUUCAGCAUCCGGUCUGGCCACAAUGAUCCCCUCUUAUGUCACACGUUUGCCCACAGGUCAGGAAACAGGUACGUUUCUUUCAUUGGAUUUAGGGGGAAGCACCCUUCGUGUGUGUGCCGUCGAAUUACUAGGUCAGUCCAAGGUUAAAGUCACUCAGAUCCGUCAAACGAUUGCUCCUAAUGAUCCCAUACGGACGAGUGAAGCUACUGAAUUCUUUGAUUGGAUUGCUCUUGCUGUUGCUCAACUUGUUCACACACUAGGUUCAUCCAAACCUUUGUCGAUGGGCGUCUGUUGGAGUUUCCCUAUAGAUCAAACGAGCAUCUCUAAAGGAAAAAUUCUGCGUAUGGGAAAGGGUUUCACCAUCAAGGGUCUCGAAGGGCAUGAUCUGUCCGACCUGCUUCAUGCGGCGUUUCAACGAAGAGGUGUUCCUGUCAGGGUCACUGCUCUGGUCAACGAUACUGUCGGAACACUUGUGGCCCACGCAUACACGAAUCCAAAGGCACGUAUUGGGUUUAUCUAUGGUACGGGUGUUAAUGCUUCCUAUCCAGAAGAAAUGAGACGAAUAACAAAACUUCAUGGUUAUCAACAGGAGGGCAAGAUGCUGAUCAAUACUGAAAUUGAUAUCUUUGGGAGCGAGUCUUAUCUUCCUCUCAACAAGUAUGAUCGCGAACUUGACAAAAACCACAGUCAACCCAAGUUUCAACUUUAUGAAAAGAUGAUGUCCGGUGCCUACAUUGGCGAACUUGUUCGACUGGCCGCCCUGGAUCUCAUCCAACAAGGUCACCUCUUUCAAAGUCAUCGACCCAAAGAGUUUGACGUUCCUUUGGAAUUUGAUACGGCUAUUCCUAGUGAUAUCGAAAGUUGUUUGGAACUUGCCCCACAAGAGCGACUCGCUCGCUUCAGUUCUCAUUUUUCUUUCCGUUCAGACGAUAAUUACGUUCCUACACUACAUGACCUCGACAUUUUCACACAAAUCUGUUUGUCCGUGUCCAAUAGAGCUGCUCAGUUAGCCGCCGCAGCCAUGGUCUCCUUGAUCGAGCAGCAGGACGACCUACUGAGGUCAACUGAACCAAUUGUCAUUGGCAUCAACGGAUCCACCUUUGAAAAAUAUCCUGCAAUGUCUAACCGUAUCCAGCAGUCUCUCACCAACUGGUUUGGCCCCAAUAUAAGCCAGCGUAUUCAGCUAGAAAUCGCGACUGACGGUGGUAGUAUUGGUGGUGCUCUCAUUGCCAUGCUUGCUGGAAAAGAACACAAGUCUACCUACCUUCAACAGUUGCCACGGUUCAGCUGCCUUUGGCAAUGGUUAUCUUUCUUUAAGUUCAAUGACAAAGAAGAUAAAGAAAAACAUCAACGUAUAUAA
This is a messenger RNA of Rhizopus microsporus ATCC 52813, 1458 nucleotides long. RefSeq lists its product as uncharacterized. The coding region runs from base 1 to 1458 and encodes 485 amino acids. NCBI's taxonomy places the organism in Eukaryota, Fungi, Mucoromycota, Mucoromycetes, Mucorales, Rhizopodaceae. The record is from RefSeq and is a predicted model, not a curated record. Gene Ontology annotation, molecular function: ATP binding; mannokinase activity; D-glucose binding. Gene Ontology annotation, biological process: glycolytic process; glucose 6-phosphate metabolic process; intracellular glucose homeostasis. The transcript has 4 exons. Gene Ontology annotation, cellular component: cytosol; mitochondrion.